GACCAAAAUCCAACACCUGGCAAAAGGGAAUGGUGACUCUUCCCGACUCAUCAGAGAUCAGACUCGCCAACGCACGCCCGACGCUUCCAAGGAGGAGGAGGAGGAGGAGAAGAGGAAGAAGAGGCGUCUGUACUCGCUCUUUUCUCGGAGUUGAUCGAUUUCCACGCCCGUGAAAUGAUGAGUUUGGGGUCUUUGGGCAACGGAGGCCCGCCAUCAUCAACCUCCAAUUUGUCAGCUUCGGCCCCCCCUUUCACCGUCGGUCGGUCCUGUUCCAACCCUAAUUCCAGCCCGCUCGUACAUUUCACUGAACCGCCUUAUGCCGUGCCCUUUCUUCCCUCUUUCCACAAUUGGCAGCAUUAUUCACAAUCUUCGUCUUCUGGCCCUGAUUUAUACUCGAAUCUUGACUCAGAGGUCGAUUCGAUUCGGACCACAUCUCUGCCUUUGUGCAAUGAUUAUCAAUACGUGGGUGGUUCGCAUUCCGCCAGUUCUGUAAACCCUAAGUUAGGCACCCAUAUGCCUCCGCUAAACACUAAUUCAGAUGCUGCAACGGAUGCAUUUACUUUUCUGCACUAUUCAAGUGGCAUGCCAAGUAAUGCUGUAGAAUCCAAACCAUAUUAUCCCCCACUUGUCUCACCUGUGGUCGGUGAUAAUAUCCCUUUGGUGACCGUGAAUAAAACUGGCUAUAAUUUGCCCUCCACUUCAUGCGCUGCGCCCUUGGAUGUAACUUAUCCAGUUGAUUAUGCUCAAAGUUUGUCUGGCUGGGGUAGCUUUUGGAGCAGGUUGGCAGACGAGGAGCUGGCUAAAUGGGUAGAACUUGAACGAGGUUUUGGCUUGGGGGAUACAAAUGAUGCUAAGCAGACAAAUGAUCCUGGUUCAUUUGUUUGCGAGGAUAAGAAAAACCAAGGGGCUUAUAUGGAUGAGGGUUCCGAAUGUGAAAAGGCUUCUGCAAUUACACAUGGAAAAUAUGUUGAAGUUUGGGGAAAAGAAUUCCCAACUGUUUCUCAAAGCACAGGAAGGUUGAAUGAUAAAUCCUCUUCACUGCAAGAUCCCAUGUUUAUUUCCAGUGAAUCUUCAAGAACAUCUUUCACAGGAUCAAGCUCAGCAAUUCUGGAAUCUCAUGCACAGGUCCAAUCUCUAGAAUCAACCACAAAUUUGUGGGAUAAUCAAAAUUCAUACAGUGCAUUUCAUGAUAAGUGCUUCCAACCAUUUGAUUCUUACACAAGUGAUCACAUAUCAGAAAAAAGAUCCUGCACUGCUCCUUUCAGCAGAGCACCAUCCACUGACACCAAGUCUACAGUUCCAAAUACAGUUUCAUCUGUAGAUGUACUCUCUAUUGGUGAAGUUGCUGCUGCCGAUGUAAAGGCUAAAGAAAAGAAAUCUCUCUUGCCUCUGAUAUAUGGGAAAGAGGGUUGCCUAGAUACUAGCCGUGUCAGCUUGAAUGUGGAAAGAACUGAUCGUGUCAUUUUUGAAAAAUGCCCUACUAGUAAUGAAAUGAAAACCACUACUGAUCGCAUGUCCAAAGACGGACCAGAAUAUCAACUUCCUGGUGUGAAUUUCCCAGUUGCCUUGGCCUCGACACCUGAUUGUACUAAAGGCUUUACUACAGUUGAGGACUCUUUAGAGAGCUCAGAUCAUUGCCAUCCUGCUGUGGAUUCCCCAUGCUGGAAAGGUGCCCCAGCCUCUUCUUCUCCUCUCCCCAAGGCUUCGCAAGCUGUAAAAGCAUGUAAUUGUCUGAAUCUUCAGCAGGCUCAGAUUUUCCCUCCCCGUGCUGAUGAUAGGAAGAAGGUACCCUGGCCAAAGUUAUGUGAAAAGAGUGUUUAUGAGGAGAAUGAAUAUGUUGAACUUGGUUCAUUGCUUUGUCCAGGAAAACCUCCAAAUGCUAAUUACCUAACUAGAGAUCAUGAUUCAGCUGACACAGGGGAAGCAGGAUAUGAAUAUCAAAAAGAGAGCUGUAGAAAUAGAGUUCAAAUUUCUAAUGACAUGAACAAAUGUGAAAAAGAGCACGGUAUGGCCAGUGACUCAAAAAGUGGUUCUGAUUUGAAAUCUCCUCACACCGAAAUAAUGAAUCUUGACGAGGGUGUAUUUAUAUCUGAAAGAGAUUUCAAAUUGUGUGCCAAUGUUGUGGAUACUGGGUUGAAUACCGAUAUUACCUCUGGAGAUGGUCCAUUGCCAUUCCAUGGUGUGGAAAGUGCUACUAAUUUGUCUUGUUCUGAAGAUGUCAAUAAGCUGGCCAAACCGCAGGGGACAGAAUCAACUCCGAAAAUGAAUAUCCAAAUGCUGAUUAAUGGAAUACACAACCUUUCAGAAUUGCUUCUGCAUUGUUACUCAAAUGAUGCCUCUGCAUUAUCAGAACAAAAUCAGAAGGCCAUUGCACGUGUAAUCAGCAUUCUGGAUGCAUGCAUUUCAAAAAAAAAUGUAAAUAUGAUCCCAUCACAUGAGCCAGUUUUACCCCAACGAGAAACUUCUGAUUUUAGAGACGGACUUGACCUUCAUAAGGAUGCUGUUUCAGACAGGACUUCAGUGGCGAAGGAACCAGGUGCUAGUUCUUAUUGUCAGUUUAGUUUCGACUGUGAAAAUGAGAUAAAGAGGAAUUGUAAUGUUUCUAGCAAGGAAGUUGAGAAAAAUCUAGAUUUGGUUUCUUCAGGGAGUGAUGUAGGCAUUGCAAAAGAUAAGGUUGUCCAGGCUAUAAAGGGGAUUCUUGAGGAGGACUUCACUAACGAGGAAGAAAUGGAAUCAGAUAUUUUCUUGUACAAGAGUCUAUGGCUUGAGGCUGAAGCUGCUUUAUGUUCCAUCAGUUGCAGAGCUCGCUUCAAUCGUAUGAAGAUUGAGAUGGAGCACCGCAAGUUGGACAAAGCAAAAGAAAGUACUAAUACUGUCGAGAAGCUACUGAACUUCAAGGUCUCUCCUCAUCCAAACAAAGUGAUAAAUGAAGGUAAAGAUAGCCCAUUGUCCAAAUACUCGAUUCAGAAUUCCCCUACUUUAGGUGCUAAGGUUGUUGGUGAUGUUGAGAAAGGGUCACAUAACUCUAAGGUUCCUGGUGAUUCGAAGGUGAUAUUUCACAAAGUGCGGGUGGUGGAAGAUAGCGCAAUGGCACACAAGUCCAUAAGUGAAAAAACCAAGGGGGUUGAUGAUGUUGAGGCCUCUGUUAUGGCCAGAUUCAAUAUCCUAAAAUCCAGGGGAGAGAACUCAAAUUCGGUCAGCACGGACUCGCAACAAUUGGCAAAGGAGGUUGACACCGGAUUUGCGUUCAAGCUUGAACACUGGCCAUUGACUGGAAACUCACCACCUGACAGAGGAAGUUUGGGCAUGUCCUGGGGAUCCUAUUUGCAGUAUUCCAGUGGCAAGGGUACAGUCGAGGAAUCUGGCUCAUGCUUAGGUGGAUCCGAUCAGGAAGCUGCCAGAGAGUGUGAUGUACGGGCUUCAAAUGAUCGGGUGAUCGAACCUUGUGCCAAAGACAGGCUAGGAUGUCAGCUUCCUUGGGGAUCGGUGUGAGGGUUCUUCAUGAGAUUGUUGGGAGUAACCAACUACUAGUGAUGGAAUUGGGAAUUGGCAAACUCAGAGUCUCCCCACAGGUAAAUAAGAAGACGUCUUCUUCUGGUUUGAUGGAUUGUAUCUAUGGAGAUUUGAUGUACAUUUUGGCAAGUUCUCCAGGCUAUGCCUUGGUUGGUUGGUGCGAGGCUGUUGUUUUAUCCGAUUAUGCUGCUUUAUUUAACUUAGCUAAGAUGACCAACCAAUUAUAUAUUCUAUCAUCAUCCAUCAUCACUUGGGCUUGGCGUUGUUGGCCCGAUUAUUAGUUACUAUAAGAGUUGUGACAAUUUUCAUUUCAUAUAUGAAAAUGAAAAUGCUUCUUGCA
Messenger RNA from Diospyros lotus (date-plum), 3853 nucleotides. RefSeq lists its product as uncharacterized. Bases 175 to 3492 code for a protein of 1105 amino acids. NCBI's taxonomy places the organism in Eukaryota, Viridiplantae, Streptophyta, Magnoliopsida, Ericales, Ebenaceae. The transcript is spliced from 7 exons. The record is from RefSeq and is a predicted model, not a curated record.